AUGAGUGAGCAAAAGAGGAUCCACCGAGACAAGGCCUCCUUUGAACGGCGUCUGGCUCAGUUGAAGGUCCAGACCGGGCGUCUGGAGGAGCGUCUUCCCCACACCGUGAGCUGUGAGUCGCAGAGACAGGUCCUGGAGCUACUGUGUAAGGUCCAUGAGCUAGAGCUGGACCAGGCCGAGCUGCGGUCUUCGUCUCUGCUCAAAGACAGUCUGCUGCGGAGGAAGGACCAGGCCAUGCAGCGCUUUGAGACACACCAACAGCUCUGUGACCAGAUCAUCCAGGGACAGAGGCUCUUCAUCAGUGAGCACAGUUUGCUGGUGCCUCCUCAGUUGCAGCAACUUUAUGAUGUUUACACAAAAGAAGGCGACAACCGGCGAUUUGAGCGAGCGCUGGCUUUGGACACUGCACGGUUCACUGUCAAGGAGCGCUCUCUCCCAAAGAUCUCAGUCCCACUCCAGAGCAGAGACCAGGAGAGCGUGAGGACCGUGAUGCUGGAGCUAGGACCAAGCAAACACCGGAGACACACACUGCCACCGAUCCACACAGGACCUGACCUGGACAGUGUGUUAAAAAAUAGCCCUCACGCUCACAGUAUAAAAAACUCCUGCAUUGUCACUCCACCUCCCAUCCACAUCGACGUAGGGCAGUCUGAGCAAAGCCAUCCAACUGAUGAGAGACUAAAUCCUACUGCUCAAGAGUUCCAUUCGGCACUGCCACAAGACAAGCAGGUCCAAAGAGACGAUGCAUUGCAGCGGCAGAGGAGGGGGCAGCCACAGACGCUUCUCCCCUCGCUCCUCUGA
Knipowitschia caucasica is the source of this 801-nucleotide messenger RNA. Lineage: Eukaryota; Metazoa; Chordata; Actinopteri; Gobiiformes; Gobiidae. The record is from the annotation of a GenBank genome assembly.